Molecule: messenger RNA, 4639 nt
Organism: Rhineura floridana
Lineage: Eukaryota; Metazoa; Chordata; Lepidosauria; Squamata; Rhineuridae
Gene: PEMT
Product: phosphatidylethanolamine N-methyltransferase
Exons: 8
Coding region: 248-922 (224 amino acids)
Biological process (GO): phosphatidylcholine biosynthetic process
Molecular function (GO): phosphatidylethanolamine N-methyltransferase activity
Source: RefSeq, a predicted model, not a curated record
UUUGUGAAGGGUGCUGAGGAGACUCCUGUUCCACUGACAGAGCUCCAGUGGCCAGACUGGUUUAACAGUCAGCCACUCUGAUUGAAGUCUGAGGGGAACAGGGCGUCUCCUAGCAACUCUCAGCACGCUUCACUAGCUACACUUCCCAGGAUUCUUUGAGAGAAGCCGUGACUGCCCAAAGUGAAAUAAAGGCCUGGUGCGGCUGUGGCGAGGGACAGCUUUGGUUCAAAUUUGGGCGGGAGGCUACAUGUAUCUGCUGAAGAAUAAAAAGAUUGAUCUCUCUGCCAUGUCGCUACUCCGUGAUUACGUGGAUGUGACGGACCCCAGCUUUGUGAUGGCUGUCCUCUGCAUCGCCUUUAACCCACUUUUCUGGAAUCUGGUAGGGCAAUGGGAGCACAAGAAUCGGUCGCUCACACGCAUCUUCCGUUCUCCGUAUGUGGCCUGUUACUGCCUGGGAGCCCUCAUCCUGUUCCUUAACUUUCUGCGGAGUCACUGCUUCACAGAAGCUAUGAAGAGUCAGCCCAAACUGAAGGUCCUGGAUUGUCUUUUCGGCUACUAUGCCAGUGUGGCCAUCAUGGCAAUAGGCACAGUCUUUGUCACCUCCAGCUUCCUAGCACUUGGCUUUGUUGGGACUUUCUUGGGUGACUACUUUGGUAUCCUCAUGGAGGCAAAGGUAACGUGCUUCCCAUUCAAUGUGCUGGACAAUCCCAUGUAUUGGGGCAGCAGCACCAUCUAUCUGGGUUGGUCCAUCAUGCAUUUUGGUAAACAUUGCUUGGAGAUUUGCAUCGCAAAAUUCACGCAUGCAAGCCCAGCUGGUCUCAUCCUGACGGCGGUCGUGGCUCUGUGCUACGCAGUUGCUUUGCUCUACGAAGGGCCUUUCACAGAAGAAAUCUAUCACCAAAAGGCAACCAAGAGCAAAUAGUCCUGGCCUUGGUUGCGGAGGCUCAAGAGGAACAGGUUGGUUCAGAAGCAGGAAGCUGGUUCGCCCCCCACACCCAAACCACCAGCGCAAGAUAAUUUGACAGGAUAUGAAAAGUUCCGCCUGACUUCUGAUCAUGCUUUCCACAAACUCUUCAAAAGUCCCUUUUUAAGAUGGAAUUGGGAGGGAGCGGAUACAGGAGGAGGAUUCCCGUCCUUCACAAAGACUCUCACCAACCCCAGAUUUUUUGGGGGGGAUUCUUUUUUUAGGUAACCACACCCACACAUACACAUAGACACAGAACAAAAAAAGGUGGUUAAAAAAAAGAUUCCUCUCCAGGGAGAAAAGCCACAAGAGCACAAGUGCACUGAGCAUUAGGAAAUGUGCUUGAAUUCCGCCUAGUUUGGAUUUGGUACUGAAUUUUCUAUUCAUUUCUUUAUCUCUAUCGUUGCGGGCUGGAUUUUUAUGUAGCAGUUUUCUGUGACUAUUUUCGAAAACAGAUUUUUUUAAAAAAACACCUCUAAAAUAUCAAUAUUAAGGAUGGUUUUACUGAUAUUUUAAAAGUAUUGAUAUUUCCUUAAAAACAGUGAUAUUAAUAUCAGUAUUUUUCACGAGGGAAAAAACUGAUUGGUAAAAGCAGCAGCUAGCGGACGCAGAAAAACUUAAAUCAAUACCGGCCUGUUAGGUCGACGGAAUGCUUUCGAAGAGGCACCAGCUAAUGGACCUCCUCCCAGCUGAGCAUACCCUAGGGCAGUGGUUCCCAACCUUUAUGAGCACAGGACCCCCUUUAUAAACUGAAAAAAAAAUUGUGACCCCCUCCCCUCAGGGAGGCAGGCUGGCUACCAGGAAGGAAGGGGGAAAGCAGCCUUUCUUUGCAGGCUUGCUUCUUUUUGCUUCACAAAAAGCCCUCUCCUCUCAUUCUAAGCAAGGGCGCUGUCAGUAGCGGCAGUGCAAGGAGACGGGAAUCAGUGAUAGUAAUCCCCUCUUCUUCCUGGUAGCUCCACCCUCAGCCUCCUUUGGCAUCUGCCAGGUAUUUUAUAGGCAGAUGCCUGCCCUUAGUGCGCCUGAAAGAUGCUCUGGCGCUUCAGCAAAAGGCCUCCCCUCUCGUUUGGAGCAAGGGGGAGGUGUCAUCUGCAGUGCCAGUGGGAAGCAGACAGUGUCGAGGGAGUGAAGACUUCUUUAAAAAAUAAUAAUAAUAAAUUCAUUUAUUUACUGUUCACGGCCCCCUCUGGAUUACUUCAUGGACUCCCUGGGGGUCCCAGCCCCCAGGUUGGGAACCACUGCCCUAGGGUUUGCUGCUGUCAGUAUGUGGGGGCUGGUGAUAACCUUUGGGAGGGGAAGUGGGGGUUAGGAGCCCAGGUUUGGAGGCAUGGCUUGUGUGAGAAACCCUGGUGCUCCAAUUCCUCACGCAAUCUUCUCACCUCAACGCAAACAUUUUGAGAUCAUUCUUGUGCUACCUCUCCUCAUGGUGUUUCAGCCAGCGGAUUGUGGCUUGGAAGCUUCACAGGUACCAGAGGAUAUUUCACCAAGACGUUCCACAGGUUACGGCUGAAACACAUGAUCAGAACAGUUAUGUGAUGCAGCUUUUGCAGGGCUGAACCAUUCCAUGCCGCAGUUGGAGAAUUGACGUGUUUUGAGCAAUCAUCCCCUUUUCUAGAAAACCAAGCCCCUCUCCAUAGAAGAGGACUAGGCUAAACGGUCUUAUAUAUGACAGAGCAGUUCUCCCCACCUGCAGUCUGAAAUGGUACAUCCCGUCAAAGCUACAUCACAUGACUCUGCUGCUUGAUCAUUUCAGUCCUCAGCUUUGCUGUUUGGGUCAUGCACAUCCACUGUUCCUCAUGACUUACUUGAGAUGCGCUCUGCACUCACCUUCAUGUCUCUGAUGUCUUCAGAGCCAACUUCUUGGCCUCUGGCCUUUCUGCUUGCCCUGGCUCUCUCUACAUCAUUGGCUGACCUGCUGUGACGUCACGCAGUGGGACUUGGAAGGCAGAGGUGCAAUGGUCCCUCUCGCUACCAUUACGGAGAGCCUUAAGUUAAAUGGCUGAGUGCCAAGGUGGAAGUUGUUAGAACCUGAAUUUCAAACUAUUGUGAGCAACUUUUCUUAUAUUAAACUGCAGAAGUAUUAUCUAGAUCAGCCUUUCCCAACCUUUGGGUCACCACAUGUUGCUGGAUUACAACUCCCAUCAGCUCCAGGCAGCACGGCCAAUGGUCAGGAAUGAUGGGAAUUGUAGUCCAGCGACAUCUGGGGACCCAAAGGCUGGGAAAGGCCGAUCUAGAGCCUGACUCCAGUUUAUCCAGAUCAAAUACCUCCAGGGGUGGGAGUGGGGAAGUCACAGUACGACCUUCCCCACAAUUCAAAUAACAUUACAUGAAAAUCACAAAUAUUUCCCUCUGCCUACCUGUCGCAAAAACCCUCCGUGGUGCAGAGUGGUAAGCAGCGGUAACACAGCCGAAGCUCUGCUCACGGCUGGAGUUCGAUUCCAACAGAAGGAGGAAGUCGAAUCUCCGGUAAAAGGGAUCGAGGUCCACUCAGCCUUCCAUCCAUCCGUGGUCGGUGAAAUGAGUACCUGGCACAUACUGGGGGGUAAAGAAAGGCCGGGGAAGGAACUGGCAAACCCACCCCAUAUAUACGGUCUGCCUAGUAAAUGUCGCAAGACGUCACCCUAAGAGUCGGAAAUGACUCGCACUAUAAGUGCGGGGACACCUUUACCUUUACCUUACCUUUCCCAAUGCAAAGCAAAUUGCUGCUUGGAUUGCUAAAAGUUGAAAUGUACUCUUAACAUUUACUGCAGCUGAGGUCACAUCUAUGACAACAUGCUGAAGCUGGCUUUUCUAGCAUGGCUUUCCUUCAGAAAUGCAUGUGUUUGUGUCUGUCGAGUACCACUGCCCAUAUUUCCAGACCAGGCUGAAAAGAUUAUGACAUUUGUAAAGCACUUUGAAGAUCAAGGGAUGGAAAAACUAUCAGGUAUUAGGAAUCUGAGGCCUUUUUUGCUCUGCUAUAAAUUCUUUUCACUGUUUUCUCUCCCUAUUGCGUUCUUGUUUCUGCUUCUAUCACUUUCUGACCUGGUGCUAAGGAAACAUGUAGCUGCCAUUCCUCUCCCAUUGUUUCCAAGCUCUUCCAGACAAUUGCAGAUAUCAGCUUCUGAGGUGUACUCAAAUUCCUUCCGCAGCUGCCCUUAUCUUCUCUCCUUCGCAGAUUUUAACUUUCUGAAUUAGCUCUGAUAAUCCAGAAUAUACUGAAGAACUGCCAGAAAGAGCCAGAUUAACCAUUAUAUCAGUGAUUCCCAAACUUUUGGGGGGCACGGAUAUCUUGAAAAUGGCGGAGGAUCUGUUGUAGCAAUUGCACUGCCCCGUGCUAGAUGCUGUAUGAUUUUGUAAUUGUAUUUUUGUUGCUUUUAUUUCUUACGCUGCAUUUUAUUGUAUUACAAUUUCCAUAGAAUUCAAAUUGUAAUAAAAAAAGCAAUAUAAGAAAUGUAAGGAACAACACAAAUACAGUUAAACAUUGAUAUGAAUGUUUAAUGUGGACAUCACAUGGAUCACCGGAGACCAGUUUGGGAGCUUCUGCGUUACAUUAAGUAUAUUAUAGCAUGGAAGUCCAUGUCAAAUUCAGGUUUUAUAUCCUGGUAGAGUUACCCUAUUAUUUUUUGUUCUGUGCAGAACAGUUGAACCUCAAGGUCUUGAGUGCUAACCACCCAUUUGAAAAAUAAACAAAACACAGAA